This is a messenger RNA of Cylicocyclus nassatus, 1497 nucleotides long. NCBI's taxonomy places the organism in Eukaryota, Metazoa, Nematoda, Chromadorea, Rhabditida, Strongylidae. The record is from the annotation of a GenBank genome assembly.
GUUUUUUUUCAGCUACCUCUGCUUCUUCACUAGAGUCUAGAGUCGCCCCAUCAUUCCCAAGAUUAAGUCUUCCUCAACUUAACAUCGGAGUAGAGGUUUAAACCUCCUCCUCGCCAUGCUACCUGACGCUUGCUGCUUCUACUUCUGUUAAUUAUGGCCGCAUUCGAUUCUGAAGCUCACUAUAAAUCGGGCGUUGUCCCGCUUGAGAGAAAGAGACCUAGAACUAUUGCUUGGGAUGAUGUCUUGAAAUUCUCUAAGGAUUUCUUCGCCGGAGCUUCUGCCGCUGCUAUAGCGAAAACAGUUAUUGCUCCUAUGGAACGUGUCAAACUAAUACUGCAGUUACAAACUGCACAAACGACAUUAGCACCUGAAAAGCGCUACAAAGGAGUCAUUGAUUGUUUUCUUCGCGUUCCGAGAGAACAAGGAAUCCUAUCAUUCUGGAGAGGAAAUUGGGUUAACAUCCUUAGAUCGUGUAGUCAGGAAUCACUAGGAUUUGCUUUCAAAGAUUUUUUCAAAAUCUGGAGCCUUGGUGGUGUUGACGCAAAGAAUCACUAUUAUCGUUUCUUACUUGGAAACAUCGCCGCUGGUUCUGCUGCUGGUGUGACAACGUUUUGCAUAAUUUACCCUCUUGAUUUUAUUCGUACAAGAUUGGCUAUCGAUUUGGGAAAAGAGAAGAAGGACCGCGAGUUCAGAGGUAUGUUUGACUGUGUGAAGAAGAUAGUAAGGCACGAUGGUAUAUUUGGAAUGUACAAAGGUCUGCUGCCAUCUCUCCAGUACAUCAUCAUAUACCGAGGUGCUUACUAUGGCCUCUUUGACACUGCGAAACCCUAUAUCUCUAAGGAUGGACGGACUUUAGGAUUUUGGCGAGCAUUCGCAGCUGGACAGGUUGUGACAUUUGUGGCAGCGAUGCUUUCUUACCCACUGGACACAAUCAGACGACGACUUAUGAUGGGAGCAGGAAAGAAAGAUUUCUUUUAUAAAGGAACACUUGACUGUGCCAAGUAUAUCUACGUUAACGAAGGAAUGAGAGCGUUUUUCCAUGGUGCUAUGAUAAAUGCAAUGCGAGGAACUGGUGCAGCUCUUGUACUUGCUCUCUACAACGAGAUGACGAAAUUUAUGGGAUAAUGAUACAUCGCUCUAUAACCAAUUUGUUAGCUCAGGAUCGCUAGGAGUUUUUGUUUGUUAAACAUAGUUUUUGUGCAUGAAGAGCUUCCCAAAUUGUCAUACAUCUAGUCAGUCUACCUCUGACACUUUAACUUAACCAAAAUUUUUUUCAUGCGAUGGAGCUCAUCUUGUCACUUACAACUGUUUUUUCUUCAGAUAAGAUUCGCCUUGGUUCUUUGAAAGUAGUAACACUAACUCAGUAUUGUGUAUCUGUGUGUAGCCGAGGGCUUGUUACUGAAUAUGUUUUGAUUGUUUCUGUGCAGUUUGUGAUUUUUGAGACUGCUAAGCUCAGAUGGGUAUUGUUAGAGAUUGGAUUGUUCUUUUAGUGCCCAA